UAUUUGCAUUACAAAAUUCUGUGACGAUCAAACUUUACGUUUGGAAUGCUAAGAUUACUGUCAACUUAGCUUCUCUAAGUAACCAGCUGACCACCUCUAAGUUUGGGGGUUAGCCUAGCCACGAACUUAGCCAGCUCAGGAUCGACUUCAUUUGGAGAGCAAUCUCGAUCCUCUCAAUCCUAACUCAACCCUGCGCUAGCAGCCGCCAAGAAGACAGAUCUGUGCAGUUAAUGGAGAAGGUGGAGGAGUGUGAGGUUGUGAAUAUGACUGAAGAGGUGGAGAGCUCCUACAAGCAAAUGGAUGGGACCACCUCAAAAAAGAGGAAGGGCAAAGCUCAAGAAGACAGUGUUGAGAAAUCAAAGAAGCCCAGGUCUGCCUACCUGCUGUACUACUUUGAUGUUCAUCAGGCUUUGCAACAGGAAUGCCCUAAUCUGCCUCAGUCAGAGAUCAACAAGCGUAUAAGUGAGAGCUGGAAAAGGCUCAGUGUGGCUGAGAAAGCCUACUAUCUGGAGAAGGCCAAGUCUGAGAAGGAAGGCACAGACACCUCUCUCAGUCCCACCAAAGAACUCCUAGGCUUUCGCAAAAUCCUCCCCAGAGCCAGUUAUGUUCUCCUUUCUAAAGGCUUCCCAUCAAAUCACCAACUGGGAGGCUUUCAGCCAGAGAUGAGCAUGGAGUCUCUGGACCCACGAUUUGAAGGCAGCUUGCCCUCAGUAUCCCUUACCCAGGAGGCUCACUUCCUACCGCUUGGGUUGGCUGAUGAGGCGGAACUUUCCGAGCAGCCCAUUGUUAUUGAAGACAUAGUAGAGGAAACAGCAGUGGUGUCUUGUCCAGCCGCCCCCCAAGGAGUUCCAACCUCCUUUUCCUCCUCUGCUUUAUCUACCAUCUCAGCCAGUGCUCCAGCCUCCAAUGAUGUUCCCCUAGGCUCUGCUGACCUUAUGACAAGUGAAGUCAUGCUGAAAGGAAAUGAAACAAGAGUGGUUAGCAGUGCUUAUGGUGGGUCGAUGGUGCAGCAAAUACAGGCUGAAACUCAGGUGGUUGCCAUUAUACCGACCCAGAACCUGUUAGAGCCCAAGCCUUUGUCGAGCGUCAGCUCUGUGGGCCCAGUGAUGAUGGUCUCUGUCGGACCCAGUGUAGAAAAAGCCAAACCUUCAUAUAAAAUGUCUGUAAAGACGUACACCAGGAGAGGCAGAGGGAGGUGUCUGAAACCCGGCUGUUCAUUUGUGUAUGUCACUCGUCACAAGCCACCGACGUGCCCUGAAUGCGGGAGUCACUUGGGUGGAAAAUGGAUACCUGCUGAGAAGAAGACACAGGACAAAGAAGCAUUGUCCAAGUCAUCCAAAGCUGAAACUAAGCUCGAAGGCUGCCAACCUUUACCACCCUCUGCUGAAGUUGCUAAAAGUAACACAGCUGGGAACAAGAAAAAAGGGCAAAUUCAACGGAUCUCCAAAAAGCAGCGUGCAGGUCCAGCUGGAAAGCCAGCAGAGGGCAGCACCGCCAAGUCACAGGAGCAAAAUAAUCAAGUCAAAGAUAGUAUUAAAAGCACAACAGUCCAGGGUCAAGACCGAAGCAAUGCUACCGUACAGAAGAGGCCGAUGAGACCCAUACUCCCUGCCUACCAUCAACCCGGUCGUACUUUGUUCCACAUCAUAACUCUCCCUCCUGACAAGGGAAAACUGCGAACAACAAACAACAACAAAUCAUCCCCUGUGGCUCGGGAGAGUUUCUCAGGUCUCAAACCGAGCACUUUGAAGCAGCUAGGCCAGACGGUGCCAACAAUCACAGCCAAGCAGGAUGCUUCUGUCCCAGCAGUCGGAGGAGAGUCUGCGUCUUCGCUGACUGACAGGAGAGUCAAUAUUCUCUCAGUCAUGCCUUUCAAGAAGCACACUGUGUCCAGCUUUGACUUGGGCCUUUCCACAGCCAGAGGCAGGGGUCGCUGUAAGAACCCAUCCUGCGACUACAUGUAUAAGAACAGACAUAAACCUGCAGUGUGCCCUAAAUGCGGCUGUGACCUGACACAAAAAAACACCAAGGGAAUAAAGGUAAAGUCUGGGACUCUGCUGGAUCCAUACCAGGCUUUGAGUCCUGAGCAGAAAGACAUCCAACGCCAAAAUACACUACAGCUACUGCGGAAUUCUGUGCAGAUUCCUGAAAGUGAGACAGAACUCCAGGAAACGCUAAACCUCAUCCAGGAGCUCAACAAUCUCCAGAUAGUCUUGGUUCAGCCAGGUGACCAGGGACAUCAAGACAACGUAGAGACGGAAACACUGGUGCAGUGUGGGUGGCCUCAGUUCUAUGAAUCAGCAGCAACGCACUGUGGCCUGUGUAAUUUCCCUCUUUUCAAAGGAGAUCAGAGUACUAUAGCAGGACAGGAAGACUGCUGGCUGCUUACUGAGACACUGCUUCAGACAUCGUCACUUCAGCUAAAAGUGUGUCUUAAUGUUCAGUGUCUGGCUCUGCACAGCUUCACUGACUUGCAUCCAGGUUUGUUUAACAUUGGGAACAAGCUGCUGGUGAGUAUCGACUUGUUCUUGAAGAUCAGGGCCAGCAUCAAACUAGGCCAAUCCCCCUUACAGGCAGCAAGAACUGUACUGGACCACAUCCCCAUCCACCCUGCCCAUGCCCUAAGUUCAGAUGAAUUGUCUCAGAUUCAUGAGCUCCUUCUGUGUGGUUACUGGGCUUUUGAGUCUUUGACUGUUCGAGAUCACAACGACAUGAUCUGUGGCAUUUGUGGAGUUGCUCCUAAACUGGAGGUUGCACAGCGAUACACAAACAACGUUCUGGAGCUGAGGAAUGUUGAGUUUACCUGGCCUGAGGUUUCAGUCUCCGAUGAGGUGCACGUGGACGACUUCUGGCUCACCAUGGAGAGCGAAGCCAUCGAGCAGGCAGCUUUCCCCACUGACAUCCCCAUCACACGGGUAGACGCCUCCAUUGUUGCUCCCUUCAUUCCCCCUCUUAUGAGGAGUUCCACUGUUAUCAACACAGAGAAGGAUAAGGUCCUGUCACACACGGAGCAGCCUUCAGGAGAUCCAUCUGUUUUGGUGCGCCUCAUUCAUGACGGUCAGCUGAGACUCGACAAGCUUGGAGAUCACAGUGAGGAUGAGCUGAGGACAAUACUGCACCGCUGUGGGUCCAACGUCAGCCCAGACUCCACUAAGGAUGAACUGCUGGCCUCUCUGGUUUCCUUGUACACACUUGUCCAUAGUGGCAUCUCCACUGCCCCCCAGCCCCUUCCACACCUCACUGCUGGCAAGCUCUCCAAAGUCUGCCCUCACAAGGUGGUGUGUGGUUCCAAGUACUUGGUGAGAGGUGAGACGGCUCGUGACCACGUGGACCUGCUGCUGUCCUCUCGUUUCUGGCCCCCAGUCUAUGUUAGUGACUCGGCCCGUCAGGUAGCGCUUUGUGCUGACAUGCAGUAUCCAGAACUGGCAUCGCAGAUGUGGGGCAGGAACCAAGGCUGCUUCUCAGAUCCCUUUGACAAACCUGAGUUUGUAUCCCUUGCAGAGCUUCAAGACCAGCCGUACAGUGCCGACCUUUCCUUGGUAGCAGAGAACCAGCAGGUGCACCCCAUUACCAGGUCGUCUUCUUGUUGGCUGGUGCAUCCUCCUGCAGCACAGGAGCCUGCAGAACCUUGUGCACCUCCUUCAGAUCACCACUCAAUGUCCCUAUGCAGAGACCUGGAGCCCUAUGUCAGCCUGGUGUCUGAGCUGGAGAAUGUGAAUAAACAGGAGAAUAAAGAAGGAGGAGAACAGCAGGAGGAUACUGCCGCUGAGAAAGACUCCACGGAGAACUCAGCAGACAGCCGAGUGUGGCAGCAACCUAUAGUUUUCACCAACACAGCUUAUUACUACCUGUACAACCGUCUGGUGGAUUACCUCACCAGCAGGGACAUUGUUGCACAGCAGAUUAACCAAGUAGUGAAGGCCUGCCAGCCUGGAGAGGUGGUGAUUAGAGAUGCUCUGUACCGCCUCGGCGUUGCACAGAUCAGGACAGAUAAGGAGGAGGUUGAAGGAAGUGGGGAGGAGGGACAGACAGAGACAUAUGAGGUUGUCCUGUCUGAAUGAAAGUGUUCCGAGCAGACUUUUGCAGAAGUAAACCAUGUGGUAGGUAAAGAUAAGAACGCAGAAGUGGCCAGUGGAGUUUAUUGUGAAGAUGCUAUUAAAGACUAUUUAGUCCUAAGGUUAAAUCAGUGCUUUCUGAUGGGAAGGAUUUAAUCUCCCGUGUUUCUAUCCAUGAACGUUGCCUUUAAUUCCGGAUGCAUCAGUGCUUGGUAUUUUACUGCCACUUGUUGCCUUGAGUAUGUGUUUAGUAUACUGUGUUAAUGGACCUCAGGACUUCCUGUCUGAAUGGACAUCUGUGCAAGGAUGCAGUUGUUGACUAUUAUGAAUUGACCAAGGGUCUUAUAAAAAUGCGUAGCAGCAUGAUGUACUUUAGAAAAUAAAUUCAUUGUAAAUACAAAUUAAACAGAUAAUGUAAAAAACACAUGAGAAACAAUCGCUGUGGUAACAAAAAAAGAGUCAUUCAUUGAUAGAAAAUGUAAAUGAUAUGGCGCCACUGAAGCACCUUGGUGAAGAUUCACUAUCAUCAGUGAUGGUAUCUGGAUGACACCAUUCUUUACAAACCAAAGUGGACGAAACAUCUCCAGCCAAACUUUGUCAGACUGAUGAAGCUACCUAUAAGUCCAGAAGCCAUGAGUCAGCUUCCAUAUUACUAAACAUUAUCAAGCUAUGGAAAAGCAUUAAUUCUGCGCAUUAACAGUUAAUCCUGUUUUACUCCAAAAUUAAAUUUCAUGUAAAGGUCGUGUAAUAUGAAAAGAUUUUAUCUUCAUCAUAAAUGCCACCGUCAUACUUAAUUGGUUGAAGUAUUUGUUCACUAUCUUAAGCUCAAUGCUAAUGUUAAACCAGACCAUGACUGUCCAGCUGCUCAGACAACGGAUAUUUCCACAAUUUAUUUUUUCAGAUUUUCUAUUUUUAAAACUCUGUUUACUGUAAUAAGACAUAGUACAAUACGUCCAGUGUGUUUUUCCCCUUGAGCAAACUCAUCGUGAUUGGUGACUUACAUGACUUGUGUAAAGGCUUCAUAGGACUUAACCGCCAUUAAAUGUCAAAGAGAUAUAUUA
Messenger RNA from Betta splendens (Siamese fighting fish), 5116 nucleotides. RefSeq names its product HMG box domain containing 3 (gene hmgxb3). The coding region runs from base 231 to 4061 and encodes 1276 amino acids. The record is from RefSeq and is a predicted model, not a curated record. The transcript has 21 exons. NCBI's taxonomy places the organism in Eukaryota, Metazoa, Chordata, Actinopteri, Anabantiformes, Osphronemidae.